Molecule: messenger RNA, 2915 nt
Organism: Electrophorus electricus (electric eel)
Lineage: Eukaryota; Metazoa; Chordata; Actinopteri; Gymnotiformes; Gymnotidae
Gene: septin2
Product: septin 2
Biological process (GO): cell division
Molecular function (GO): GTP binding
Source: RefSeq, a predicted model, not a curated record
UAGCGCCACAAUGGUUGUAGCGGCGCAGUUGAGAGGAACUGCGUGAGUUCCGGAAUCUUAGGAAUUUGUGCUAUUUGUCAGUUUGCCUCCUUAGCUUCUUUUAUAUAAGAACCUCUGCUUUUCACGACCUAAAACGGUUUGGAUUGCAACUCAAUAUGUCUCAGGCUGAUAAACUUAAGGUAUGCGCUGUAGAACAGGGGCAAUUCACCAACCCAGAAACUCCUGGUUAUGUAGGCUUCGCCAACCUACCAAACCAGGUUCACCGCAAAUCGGUGAAAAAGGGAUUUGAGUUCACUCUCAUGGUAGUUGGCGAGUCUGGUUUAGGGAAGUCUACUCUGAUCAAUAGCCUGUUCCUCACUGAUCUCUACCCAGAGAGGGUCAUUCCUGGAGCCGCAGAGAAAAUUGAGCGAACAGUACAAAUAGAGGCCUCCACUGUGGAAAUUGAGGAACGUGGGGUGAAGCUUCGUUUGACUGUGGUGGACACUCCCGGAUAUGGAGAUGCUAUUAAUAGCCAAGACUGCUUCAACACAAUCAUAGCAUACAUUGAUGACCAGUUUGAGCGUUACCUGCAUGAUGAGAGUGGACUGAACCGCAGACACAUUGUGGACAACCGUGUACACUGUUGCUUCUAUUUCAUUUCCCCGCUUGGUCAUGGUCUGAAGCCACUGGAUGUUCAGUUCAUGAAGGCUAUUCACAACAAAGUGAACGUCGUUCCUGUUAUCGCCAAAGCUGACACUCUCACUCUGAAAGAGAGAGAGAGGCUUAAACGCCGGAUUUUGGAUGAGAUUGAUGAACAUGGCAUUAAGAUCUACCACCUCCCUGAUGCCGAGUCAGACGAAGAUGAGGACUUCAAGGAGCAGACAAGGGUUCUGAAGACCAGUAUCCCAUUCGCGGUGGUGGGCUCCAACCAGCAGAUCGAGGCCAAGGGAAAGAAGGUUCGUGGCCGCCUGUACCCCUGGGGAGUGGUGGAGGUGGAGAAUCCCGAACACAAUGACUUCCUCAAGCUGCGCACGAUGCUCAUCACCCAUAUGCAGGAUCUCCAGGAAGUGACGCAGGACCUGCACUACGAGAACUUCCGCUCUGAGCGCCUUAAACGGGGUGGCAGGUUGUCCUCCCAUGGUUACGUUCUGCCUUUGUCGCCUGUGAAGGUGGCAGAACCAGAGGAAAUGGACAAAGACAUGAUCCUGCAGGAGAAGGAGGCUGAGCUGAGACGUAUGCAGGAGAUGAUUGCUAAGAUGCAGGCCCAAAUGCAGAAGCAGGGUGAUGGAGAGGGCGAUGGCCCACAUAUGUGAAGGAGCCGGUGCAGAACUGUUUGUGGCAUAGCCAGUGAGACGUGACUGAGAAGGGGAAAAAGUUUAGCUGAGCAAACGAGAGGGCUGGCUUAUGUCUCGGUUUUUCUUGCCACUUUCUUAGUUUCUUCUACUCUUACUUGGGAUAGUGGUUUUAUUUCUUUUUUUGUAAACAGUAUUAUUUUUAUUUUUAAUAUUUUCAUUUGUACCAAUAUAAUGAACUAUGCCUAUAACCAAAUUGAAGUAUACCAACCAGAACCAAGGUUUUGUUGUUUUGUUUUGUUUUUCCCCCCCUUGUCAUUAUCAGUCUAUUGUAUGUAACAGCAUUUUAUAGAUUUUUUUUAUACCUGUUAAGAAGGCUAUUUGCUGCUGAUGCUCAGUGAGAGCCCACUGCUGUAGUCUCUUUAGUGAUUGUUUAGCUUGCAGAACUAGCAUCCCAUUUGAUGCUGCCAGUAGCAUUAUUGGUCAAAUCAUUCCUUAAACCUUCUACGGUGGCUCCUCUGCCCCAAACGUCCUUUUUAAUCACACAAAGGAAAAAGUAGCUGCAAGAAAUAUAAAAACUCAAUGUGAAAAGAUCGCAGCAGCACAGGAUUUGAAACAUUAUGGUGGCAAUUCCUGGGAAUUGUAGGCCUCAUUUGAGGGUGCGAUCGAGGGGUCAAAUUUGCUGAACUGUUUAAUUUGCUUCAAAUGAUGUGAUUAGCCAAAUGUGUAAAUUGAACAAUGCUAAUAUAAUAUAUACUACAACUAAAUGAGCCAAAUUGGCCUUGGCCGAUCAACUACAUUUGAAAUGAAUGGAACAUUUGUGUAAAAUUGAUUUUAUUUUCAAACCAUUGCUUUAGUUUGAUUUGUAUGUGGUAAUGGAGAAUCCCACAUUUUAAACUGGGCUCUCUCCAGAACAAUCAUCCCCUUGUAGCAUGCGCAAGUGUUGAAGUGGGCCACAGCUGGUUGAGAAUAUAAAACCAUAUACUGUGACCAAUCACAGGGCUUGUUCUGGUGACUGUACAGCCCAGUGAUUCCAGUGCUGACAUGCUUGAUUCAGCUCCUGAAAUACUUGGUAACUGCCAUGGCAGGUGAGCUAGAGCAGAGAAGUACACCAUGAACACUGGGGGCCCCCUAGGCCUGCAGGUAAGCCAUCUAUGCUAUGAAGGUGUUCACCAUGGUUACUGAAUUAUGUGCCUCUGUGGAUGCUGCCCAUGGAAAUCAGAAACAGCUAGGAUAUGAAGUUGACUCGUACUGUGAUGCACCUAGGAAUGCAGUGAAGUAGUGAACCACUUGUAUAUGGACAGGAUGCAUGCCCCAUAUUUCCUCCCCUGGCCUUUUAUUAAUAUUAAUGUGUACAUGUUAUGAUAUUGAUUUGUGUGUGUUUUCUUCACCCAUUCUGUAAGCCCUCACUCAAAAAAAAAACAAAAAAACAACCACGGCGCCUGGAUGUGAUCAGGUCGCGGAGCGUGGUGGGUCAGGCGGACUGAACACAGUAGCGCUCCUGUUCAGGUCAAAUGUCUUUGACCGUUUGAAACUUUGUGCACAGUUGAUCUUCAAAACUAAACCUUGUAGUGGUUAACAUUUUUUCUAUUAAACUUGUUUGCUAUUAUCUUGUAUUGUAAUAAACAGUUUUUAAAAAGCUUA